Molecule: messenger RNA, 1396 nt
Organism: Medicago truncatula (barrel medic)
Lineage: Eukaryota; Viridiplantae; Streptophyta; Magnoliopsida; Fabales; Fabaceae
Product: LOB domain-containing protein 41
Exons: 2
Coding region: 242-1147 (301 amino acids)
Biological process (GO): regulation of gene expression
Source: RefSeq, a predicted model, not a curated record
CUAUAAAACAAAACAAAAACUAUUGUUAAGAAACAACUGCGUUCCCCACAAUCUAGUACCUGAAAAUCCAUUGGCUUUCUCUCUCUCUCUCUCUAUCUCUCUCUCAACACACAUCAAAUAAAUAUAUACACUUCUUUCCCAUAUUUUUCAUAGACACAAUCUUAGCCUUCAUCAAAGUCUAAUUUUUCUUCUCUAAAUCUCUUAUUUUCUCAAUUGGGUCUUUGAAAAAUUUUCAUUAAAAAUGCGGAUGAGUUGCAACGGUUGUAGAGUACUAAGAAAAGGUUGCAGUGAAAACUGUAGCAUAAGACCUUGUUUGCAAUGGAUCAAAAGCCCUGAAUCACAGGCUAAUGCCACCGUGUUUCUCGCCAAAUUCUACGGUCGUGCUGGUCUCAUGAACCUUGUUAACGCUGGUCCCGAACAUCUUCGUCCAGCAAUUUUUCGUUCGUUGUUGUACGAAGCAUGUGGUCGAAUAGUGAACCCAAUUUACGGUUCAGUCGGUUUAUUAUGGUCCGGAAGCUGGCAGCUAUGUCAAGCCGCGGUGGAAGCCGUUUUGAAAGGCGCACCGAUCACGCCGAUAACUUCGGAAGCAGCUGCUAACGGGAGGGGCCCACCACUCAAAGCCUAUGACAUCCGCCAUGUGUCGAAGGAGGAAAACUCAGCCGCGUCGACUGAGUUGACUCAACAACGAGUCAAGCCUCGGUCGCGUAAGCGGUCGAGUUUAGCCAAGCUGAAAAUACAAGAAGAGGAAAAGAGUAGUAAUGAUAACAAGGGAGUUGAAUCCGGUUCAACUGAACCGACCGGUUCGGUUGAACCGGUUGAAGAGGUGAUGAACCGGUCAGUGAGUCAUGAGUCGUCGAUUAGCCACCAGUCUGAGGCGGUUGCGGUGGUGGAUGGAGAGAGUAAAGAUAGCGAGAGUGAAACUUCGAUGAUCUUAUUUAGAGAUGAACCGGAGUUGGACCGAAAAAUGAAGCCGGCUGACCGAACCGGUGAGAAUGGAGAGGAAAAGGUUGGUUUGGAGCUGACUCUUGGGCUUGAACCGGUUUCACGUGUUUACCAUGUGGUUCCUGUGAAGAAAAGAAGGGUUGUAUUGAAGGAUUGUGGUGUUGGCUCAUGGAAUGUGGAGUUGGGGCUUCAAUAUCCGGCUUAGACCGGGUUUGACUUGGUUCGGUUUUGGUUCAGUUUUGACUUAAGCGGCUUUUUCUCUCAUUUGUACAAGAGACAAGAGAUUAUAAGAACCGUUUCUUGUUUAGUUUUUUAAUUAGAACCUUUUAAUAACUUUUUGUUGUUUACAUUUUGGGUUUAAUUAGCUUUUUCUAUUUAUCAGAAAAUGUGAAUCUGUCCAAACUAUGUAGAUGAGAAAGUACAUUUGGAAAUUGAAAGCAUCAAGUUGUUACAA